UGUAUGGCCAGGAGAAAAACUGUCAAACGUGCAUAAAAAUCUCAUAAGCAUCUAUUUUCAAGAAAUAAAAAGAUAACUAAGACAUAAAAGGAGUAAAAUAAAAUUCCAGGAUGGAACAGAAAUAUUUCAUUUACUCAAAACUUAAAUAACUUGGGAAUGAAUACAGGUUUUUAGAUUAAUCAAAAAAUAACUAAUGAAUUAAAAAAAAAGGAAUCUGCUCCAUAAUAAUAUAUCGAAGCAGAAGAAAUUUCUAUAGAUUAAAUAAAAGAAUUGUAAAGAUAAGCUACAUCAAAAUUACCAACAGAAGAAGUAGAAAAAAAAAAAAAUAAAGUAAGAAUGAAUAUUGAUGAUGAAUGGGCAAUUGAAGGGCUUGUCAAAAAAUACAAAUAAGAUUGGGAAGCAAUGAAAAGAGAUCAUAAAUUAAAUACAUUUUAAUGGACAGCAAUUUAAUGUUAAAAAAAAUACAAUGAUUACAUUAAAAGAUAUGGUAAAUGUCCUAAACCAUAAUAAUGA
This is a messenger RNA of Paramecium pentaurelia, 513 nucleotides long. Lineage: Eukaryota; Ciliophora; Oligohymenophorea; Peniculida; Parameciidae. The record is from the annotation of a GenBank genome assembly.